This is a messenger RNA of Pneumocystis jirovecii RU7, 2163 nucleotides long. RefSeq names its product MCM DNA helicase complex subunit MCM5. NCBI's taxonomy places the organism in Eukaryota, Fungi, Ascomycota, Pneumocystomycetes, Pneumocystales, Pneumocystaceae. The record is from RefSeq and is a predicted model, not a curated record. Gene Ontology annotation, biological process: double-strand break repair via break-induced replication; DNA replication; DNA replication initiation. Gene Ontology annotation, cellular component: nucleus; MCM complex. Gene Ontology annotation, molecular function: 3'-5' DNA helicase activity; single-stranded DNA helicase activity; ATP binding. The transcript has 8 exons. Bases 1 to 2163 code for a protein of 720 amino acids.
AUGUCUGGUAUUGGAUGGGAUCAAUCGUUUGUUUAUUCAACUAGUGUUCUCCCUGGAGAAGUACAAACAGAUGCACCUAAAGAACUUGAGAAACAGUUUAAAGAUUUUAUUCAAGAAUUCAUACUUGAUAAUUCUUAUAUUUAUAGAGAUCAAUUACGAGAAAAUAUUUUAGUAAAACAAAAUUAUUUAAACGUAAAUAUUUCACAUCUUAUAAGCUUUAAUGAAGAAUUGGCACAUAAACUAACAAAUGAACCUGCAGAUAUGCUUCCUCUUUUUGAAUUAGCGAUUAAAGACUGUGCAAGACAACUUGUUUAUCCAGGAUCAGAUUCUAAGAAAGAAUUUCCAGAUUGCCAAAUAACACUAGAGUAUGAUGCAAAUUAUACAUUGAUUCGGGAUCUUAAUGCAAAUUAUAUAUCAAAAUUAGUUCGAAUUCCAGGAAUUGUUAUUGGUGCAUCAACUUUAUCAUCAAAAGCCACAAAACUUCAUAUUAUGUGUCGGAAUUGUCGUAAUAUAAAAAUUAUUAGUGUAGGCGGAGGAUUUACUAAUAUUCAAUUACCAAGAACUUGUGAUAGUCCAACAACUCCAGGUGAAAAAAAAGAAUGUUCUUUAGAUCCUUAUAUUAUUAUUCAUGAAAAAUGCUCAUUUAUUGAUCAACAAGUUCUUAAAUUUCAAGAAGCUCCAAAUAUGGUACCAGUUGGUGAACUUCCACGCCAUAUACUGUUAAAUGUUGAUCGGUACCUUACAAAUAAAGUAACCCCUGGAAGCAGAUGUACUGUUAUUGGGAUAUAUUCAAUUUACCAAAAUAAGUCAUUUAAGACUAGUGGAGCAGUUGCUAUUCGUAAUCCAUAUGUCAGAGUAGUCGGGUUACAAGUAGAAAUGCCUGGAAAUUCCGAAAAAACGGUUAUAUUUACAGAAAAAGAAGAAGAUGAAUUUCUUAAACUCUCUCGGAAUCCAAAUCUAUAUGAGAUAUUUGCAAGUAGUAUUGGGUCAUCAAUUUAUGGAAACACAGAUAUAAAAAAAGCUAUAUGUUGUCUUUUAUUUGGAGGUUCUAAAAAAAUACUUCCUGAUGGAAUGAGGCUAAGAGGAGAUAUUAAUAUUUUACUACUAGGAGAUCCAGGAACAGCUAAAUCACAGUUACUUAAAUUUGUAGAAAAGGUAUCACCAAUUGCUGUUUAUACAUCAGGAAAAGGAUCUAGCGCAGCAGGUCUUACUGCAUCUAUUCAACGUGAUACUACAUCGCGAGAAUUUUACCUUGAAGGUGGCGCAAUGGUAUUAGCUGAUGGAGGGGUUGUUUGUAUUGAUGAAUUUGAUAAAAUGAGAGACGAAGAUCGUGUUGCAAUUCAUGAAGCUAUGGAACAACAAACUAUAUCUAUUGCGAAAGCAGGAAUUACAACUAUUCUUAAUUCAAGAACUAGUGUUUUGGCCGCCGCAAAUCCUGUAUUUGGGAGAUAUGAUGAUAUAAAAAGUCCUGGUGAUAAUAUUGAUUUUCAAACAACAAUUUUAUCACGAUUUGAUAUGAUAUUUAUUGUAAAAGAUGAACAUAAUGAAGUUAAAGAUAAGACAAUUGCAGCACAUGUAAUGAAUAUUCAUAUGAAUAAAACAUUAAAAGAUACUUCAUCAAUAAAAGAAAUAAGCAUAGAAAAAAUGAAAAAAUAUAUUAGUUAUUGUAGAAAUAAAUGUGCUCCAAGAUUAACUCCUGAAGCAGCAGAGAAACUUUCUAGUCAUUUUGUAGCUAUUAGAAAACAAGUUCAUCAAGUUGAACAAAAUAGCAAUGAGAGAUCUAGUAUUCCUAUUACUAUACGUCAAUUAGAAUCAAUAAUUAGGAUAUCAGAAGCUUUAGCAAAAAUUCGUCUAAGUGUUGUUGCAACAGAAGAACACGUAGACGAAGCUAUAAGGUUGUUUAUGGCGUCUACCAUGGAUGCAGUAGGACAAGGUCAAGCUACAAGACAUGAAUUAGUUGAAGAAAUUCAUAAAAUUGAAUCUGAAUUGAGAAAAAGAUUACCAAUUGGAUGGAGUACAUCAUAUGCCACUCUUACAAAAGAAUUUGUGAAUGGAAAAGGAUACUCAUUACAUGCACUUCAAAAAGCAUUGUAUAUAAUGGAGCGCCGAGAAACUAUUCAAUUACGAAACCAAGGUGCAUCUGUAUAUAGAAUUGGGGUAUAA